ACAGUUGUUGCUCAUUACUUCUCCAGCCGAGUAUUAUUUCAUCACGUCCGGAAUACAGACUUUUUUUUUAAUCAGAAUACAGACUUCAAAAUAUGGAAUAAACCAACUGGAAACAGGAAUAUAAUCAACCAAACCCCCAUUUUUCAUUUUCCCUCUAUACUUUUGACAGUUAAAAUAGUUUACACCAAUAAGUCCGAUUAACGGCAGCAAAAUCGAGUUGCUGUCUUAAAAAGGAAAGAGCCCAAUUUCUCAUGCUUUCUUCUCAUUUUUGUCCUUCUCCUUCUCCCUCUCUCUCUCUCUUCCACUUCCCUUCCUCUCUCUGUUCAUUGACCUCCACCACCACCACAGGCUGACACCAGCCCUAGCCAGCUUCCUUCCCUUCUUCUGCCGGCGCUUCUCUCAGUCAUUCAUUCCGGCCAUCGCCACAGAGCUCUUGCACUCCUUCCCCGUUCCCAUCUCAGGUACUGUUUUCCAUUAUCUGCAUCCUCAAAUCUCUGUUGUGAUCGAUUAUUCCGAUGCUUCCUGCCUUUUAGACUCAUUCCUGCACCAUCCGGCCUCCGCCGGCAUCUCAAACUUGAUGGAUCUGAUUUCCUUUCUCUACUAGGCGUUCAGAUCUUUAACUUAAUCUUUACCCUCUCUUGAUUUCCAGCUCCUUCCCUUGAACCCCGCCGGCCGGCAAAUUUCCCAGGAAGCCCAAAUCCAUGAGGAAGAAGGAGGGAUUCAGCUUCUCCUGGGUUCUCCUCUGCUACUUCGCCGCCGCCGCCGCUUCCCUCCACCUCAUCGGAGCUCAGAACUAUGCCCCCACGGACAAAAUCCUUCUCAACUGCGGCGCCAGCACGGAUCUCAACGACACAGAUAGCCAGACGUGGCACCCGGACAACCAGGGCUCCAAGUACUUGCCCCCAUCGGGGAACUCCCUGACCGCCGCCGCGGCCUCUCAAAACCCUGGGGUCGCUCAGGUCCCCUUCAUGUCCGCCCGCAUCUUCCGGUCAAACUUCACCUACACUUUCCCCGUCGGUUCGGGCCACAAAUUCCUCCGCCUCUACUUCUACCCAGCUUCCUACGGCAACAAUCUCAACUCCACCGAUGCUCUCUUCUCCGUCUCCGCCGGGGGGUUCACCCUGCUCAACAACUUCAGCGCCGCCCAGACUGCAUCGGCUCUCAAUUGGGACGUCGUCGUGAAGGAGUACUCCAUCAACGUCGACGCCGGAUCCCUCAAUGUAACGUUCUCCCCAUCCACGACUUCUUCCAGAUCUUUCGCGUUUGUGAAUGGGAUUGAGGUUGUGUCCAUGGAUAAUAUCUACGGAGAUCCCAAUGGAGCUCUGCCCAUCGUAGGACAGAGCGGUACUUAUGCCAUCGAUAACUCAUCGGCCCUGGAGAAUGUCUACCGCUUGAAUGUCGGAGGCAACGAUAUAUCGCCUUCCGGCGACACUGGGAUGCUCCGGUCGUGGAGCGAUGACCAGCCCUACAUCUACGGUGCAGCAAUUGGAGUUGCGGAGUCUGCUGAUCCUGGGACCAGCCUCAAAUUCCCUUCUGGAACCCCUUCCUACAUCGCCCCUGAGAAUCUCUACCUCACGGCGAGAUCCAUGGGUCCAGGGCCGCAAGUCAACCUGAAUUACAACUUGACCUGGAUAUUCAAUGUCGAUUCGGGCUUCAAUUACUUGGUCAGGCUCCAUUUCUGUGAGAUGUCCAAUAUCACGAAGAUAAACCAGAGGGUGUUCAAAGUCUACAUCAACAAUCGGACGGCAGAAGACGCUUUCGAUGUGAUUGCCUACGCCGGAAGUAGUGGUGUUCCGGUUCAUAAGGAUUAUGUUGUUCUGGUCGCCGGCGGAACCCCUCAGCAGGACCUUUGGUUAGCACUUAAUCCCAAUAACGCUUCUAAGCCAGAGUAUUACGACGCAAUCUUGAAUGGAGUCGAGAUAUUCAAGCUAAGCAGUCCAGCUGGUAAUCUCGCCGGCCCUAAUCCAAUUCCUCUCCCCAAGCAAGAAGUAAUUGACCCUUCCAGGGUUAGGCCGGCAGCCAAGCAUUCCAAAAGCCGCGUUGCAGUGAUCGCCGGUUGCCUAUCAGCUGCUUUGGUCGUCGCCCUUAUUGCCGGUUUCUGCUUCGUUAAUGAAUCUCGUCGCCGUAGGCAAGGGAAGGAGCCGAAUUCGAGCGAUGGUCCAUCCGGUUGGCUUCCACUCUCUCUAUACGGCAACUCGCACUCAGCAGGUUCAGCCAAGACAAACACAACAGGAAGCUAUGCCUCUUCUCUGCCAUCGAACCUCUGCCGCCACUUCUCCUUUGCUGAGAUCAAGGCCGCCACCCACAACUUCGACGACUCUCGUGUCCUCGGAGUAGGAGGCUUUGGUAAAGUGUACAGGGGAGAGGUGGAUGGUGGGACGAUGAAAGUUGCUAUCAAGCGUGGCAACCCGUUGUCUGAACAGGGCGUCCACGAGUUCCAGACCGAGAUAGAGAUGCUCUCCAAGCUCCGACAUCGCCACCUUGUUUCCUUGAUCGGAUACUGCGAGGAGAACUGCGAGAUGAUUCUGGUGUACGAUUACAUGGCCUAUGGAACAUUGCGUGAGCACCUGUACAAGACUCAAAAGCCUCCCUUGCCGUGGAAGCAACGGCUGGAGAUCUGCAUUGGCGCUGCCCGUGGCCUCCAUUACCUCCACACGGGUGCCAAGCAUACAAUCAUUCACAGGGAUGUGAAGACGACCAACAUCCUGUUGGACGAGAAGUGGGUGGCGAAAGUUUCCGACUUCGGGCUGUCGAAAACCGGGCCGUCUCUGGAUCACACCCACGUGAGCACGGUGGUGAAGGGGAGUUUCGGGUACUUGGACCCGGAGUAUUUCAGGAGGCAGCAGCUGACGGAUAAGUCUGAUGUGUACUCUUUCGGGGUGGUUCUGUUCGAGUGUCUGUGUGCUCGGCCUGCAUUGAACCCUACCUUGGCGAAGGAGCAAGUGAGCUUGGCCGAGUGGGCUGCCCACUGUCACACGAAGGGGAUGCUGGAACAGAUUCAGGACCCUUACUUGAAGGGGAAGAUAGCCCCCGAGUGUUUCAAGAAGUUUGCCGAGACAGCCAUGAAGUGCGUCUCUGAUCAAGGGAUCGAGAGGCCUUCGAUGGGUGACGUGCUGUGGAACUUGGAGUUUGCGCUGCAGUUGCAGGAGAGCGCGGAGGAGAGCGGGAAGGUGUGUGGCGGAGGUGGGAUCGAUAACGAGGAGGAGGAGCCGUUUACCGGGUGUGGUGGGGGGAAGAAGGACCCGAACGAGGAGUCGCCUGGGUUGGAUGGUACGCAGACGAGCGGGAUGAGCAUGAGCAUCGGGGGGAGGAGCCUUGCGAGUGAAGAUUCGGACGGGCUGACUCCCAGCGCGGUGUUCUCGCAGAUCAUGAACCCUAAGGGGCGUUAGGAUGGAUGAGAGUGCAUGGAAAAGAAAGCAGAGGGGGGCCUAACGGCGUUUUAGUUUUUUACUGGAAGGAUUAAAUCUGAUAUAUUUCAUUCGUUUUGUAACAUGGAUCUAUCUUUGGCUUGUUGUUUUAUUACCUUGGGUUAUUAGCGUUCUCAUCAUCAAUAUAAGAGAAGAGUACUGGUUUAUGUAUUUAUCUACAGCGAGGUGGGGUGUAAAAAAUAAUUCAAGGGGAGGGUGAGGGUGAUUGUAAUUUGUUGCUGCUGGGUGGGUCUAUUGUGACUGACAGAUGAACACAAUGUCGUUGUUGGUUGAAAUUUAUACAAAAUGUUGUUUGUUUCUUUUGUUUUGGUUUUGAUGGUGUGUUGAUUGGAGGUGUUGGGAUGUGGUAGAGAAUUAUAUUUGCAUGUGGAGGGCAAUGAAUCGAAGACAUUUGU
Molecule: messenger RNA, 3823 nt
Organism: Linum trigynum
Lineage: Eukaryota; Viridiplantae; Streptophyta; Magnoliopsida; Malpighiales; Linaceae
Source: the annotation of a GenBank genome assembly